Molecule: messenger RNA, 2197 nt
Organism: Magnolia sinica
Lineage: Eukaryota; Viridiplantae; Streptophyta; Magnoliopsida; Magnoliales; Magnoliaceae
Product: BRAP2 RING ZnF UBP domain-containing protein 1
Exons: 13
Coding region: 280-1716 (478 amino acids)
Biological process (GO): protein ubiquitination; Ras protein signal transduction
Cellular component (GO): cytoplasm
Molecular function (GO): zinc ion binding; ubiquitin protein ligase activity
Source: RefSeq, a predicted model, not a curated record
AACAUAACCUUUUCCAGUAAUUCCUCUUCUUUCUAUCUUUCCUCCACAAAAACCCCUCUUUAAGCUGGGAGCCACGCGAUCCUGACCUUCCAAUUGCUGAUGACCACCCCCUUCAUCUCCAUCAUCGUCGAUUCCCAAGGAUUUUUGAAGAAUCGCUGACUGUACAAUUCCUACAACCGUUCUCUUCUUGAAUUUCAAUAUCGUCGUUGAGUUCCCAUUGCAGAUAACCAUCUAUUAUCACUGUACGUGGUCUGGGGAUCUCAAGCCUUUGUCACAAUCAUGUUCAGCCUUCGAAUCCACUCGAUUGAAAAGAGGCCCCUCACUGCCGAAGGUAGCGCAAGCAACCACCACCAAGAACAUUCCUUCAACUCUAAAUUCCAUGAGACCAGAGGCAUUAUCCACCUCUACCGCAACGUCUCCCACCAUCCUCAACAAUCCCUUCCAGCCGGACGGAGCACUCUUCUCUUUGUUAUUGCCAUCCCAAACCGAAUGUCCACUGAAGAUUUCCUACACUUCUGUGGUUCUUAUGUUGAUCGCAUCUUGGAAAUUCAUGUUAUCAGAAACGAUGGGAUGGAUGACCGCUACAGUAUGUUGAUUCAGCUGGAUGACCAAAAGAGUGCAGACAACUUCUAUUGCAGUCUCAGUGGAAGGCGUUUUUCAUCCACAGAGGCAGAGGUUUGCCAUAUUCUGUUUACUGCCAGUGUGGAAUACACAGAAUCAGCUGAGAUCGCAAGCACUCCUCCGACUGGAUCUACGGAAUUACCAACAUGUCCUGUUUGCAUUGAGAGACUGGACCAGGACACAAGUGGGAUUCUGACAACACUUUGCGACCAUUCUUUUCACUGUUCAUGCAUUUCGAAAUGGACAGAUUCAUCUUGCCCGGUGUGUCGAUUUUGUCAACAGCAGCCUGAGAAACCAACAUGCUCUGUUUGUGAAACAUCAGAAAAUCUCUGGAUCUGUGUGAUCUGUGGCUUUGUUGGAUGUGGAAGAUAUAAAGAAGGUCAUGCAAUCAGGCACUGGAAAGAUACUCAGCACUGCUAUUCUCUCGAUUUGGAAACACAACGAGUAUGGGAUUAUGUUGGUGACACUUACGUUCACCGAUUAAAUCAGUCAAAAGCUGAUGGCAAGUUGGUUGAGUUGAACUCCCACUGCACAUCUAUUGGUGAUGAUUAUGGCACUUGCGAAUAUAGUGAGGAUUCUGGAAUUAGUGGAGCUCUGUUUAGCAGUAAAGCCGAUGCUAUUGUAGAUGAGUACAACCAUUUGCUUGCAAGCCAGCUUGAGAAUCAGAGACAGUAUUAUGAGUCCCUUCUUGUUGAGGCAAAAGGAAAAAGGGAGAAGUCCAUUGCCGAAGCUGUGGAGAAGGCUUUGGAUUCAAAGCUGCAUAAUAUUCAACAUAAACUUGAAAAGUGUAUUGAGGAAAAAACUUUUGUUUCCAAUAUCAAUGAGAAUCUUAUGAAGAAUCAGGAUCUCUGGCGGAAAAAGAUAAAGGAAAUUGAAGAGAGGGAGAAAGCAGCACUGAGGUUGAGGGAUGAAAAGAUAGUCGAUCUGGAAGAACAGAUUAGAGAUCUUAUGGUCUACAUUGAGGCCCAGAAAACGCUUGAUAACAUGACAGAUGCUGAUGAUAUCAAAGGUGGGACACUGUUACCAAUCCCAUUGCAUCAAUCACCUUCAUCCAAUGCCAAAAAGCCUGCGAAGAUGAAUCGGAGGAGGAAUUAACAGCAUGUCAGUGUUUCUGUACAGAGCACCUAAAAUAUGCAGAGAUCGGUGGGACUUCACCAUUACACUGCUGAACCCAAACGGUCAUGGUAGCAUAGAAAAUGCCUGUAAAUUUUCAGAUUCUUAAAUCCUCCAAACUAUUCUGAAGCUGGCUCUGUUAACCGAACCCAAGUUGGACAGCCCCGAUUCCAUAUAGGUUGGACUCAUGGUUUAGUUAUCCGGAUCUUUGAUCCGAUUGGCCAAUCAUAAAUGGGCCAUGCUGUAAAUCAAAAUGAAUAGAAGAUCACAGCCGUUUGACCUUCUACAUUUUCUUUAUGUUGAAUUGCAACCAUUUCCCUACUGUACUUCUACCUCUGUAAUUGCAAGGUUAGAAUGGUUCCAUUGCAGAUAUUUUCGGGGCAUGAUUCCAUCUAAGAGUUGUGCCAAAUUCGAUCAACAGUCUUAAUAAUGAGAAAGACUCUGAUGAAGAAGAUGAAGGUCA